Molecule: messenger RNA, 993 nt
Organism: Verticillium alfalfae VaMs.102
Lineage: Eukaryota; Fungi; Ascomycota; Sordariomycetes; Glomerellales; Plectosphaerellaceae
Exons: 2
Coding region: 1-993 (330 amino acids)
Source: RefSeq, a predicted model, not a curated record
AUGGCGGGCUCUGAAGCACAGCGUGCGAUGUUUCGCCUUCCAAUCGAGCUGUGGUGGGACAUCUUUGACUACCUCAACACCCCGCCUCUGCAUCUUUCCUAUCGCGGACAGCAUGUUGUGCUUUCUGACUGCUUGACACCCAAUCCCUCUUGCGACGAUGAUGGAGCCGAGCGGUACCCUGAAGUGGAAGCCACACCGCACAACUCAACGAUGAACGAAAGUCGAUGGGGCGAUGCCUGGGACAGUGGAGGCAUCGAGUACAUGAUUCAUCGCCUCAUCUUUCACAUCACCGACUUGAAUACCCUCGACGCCCUUUGCCAGACCCAGCAUACCGCAGAAGGUCUACCCAAGACUACUUCACUGAUCUCCAUCGGCCACGGAAUGCAAGCGCUUCACGUCACCUUGAGGCUCCCUUUCGAAGUAUUUGAGGCGGUUGAUGGACUGCGAUCAGAGUCAAAGAAAAUGCAGGAGCUGGCUCUUCAAUGGACGCAAGCGUGGCCGGCCGUUGCUGCGCUUAAAGGCCUCCGAAAGAUCCGAGUGGAACUAGACCACACCAACUGGUCUUCCUGGUCUGUCAUAAACGAGCGUGCGGUACUGUCUUCGCUCGGCACACUCAAGACUCUUGUGCCCGGUCUCGUACUCACUGUUGUACUUCCCAAUCUUCAUCCGUUCUAUGAAAAAUCAGACCGUCAUUUCACCCAUGACAGCCCUGAACCAUCUUUUCCGAUAAUCCGCCGAGUACGCCAAAAGUAUCAUUGUCGGCAGGGCCCCGACGGUCGACGGAGUAUAGUACGAUCAAGAUAUGAUACCUUCCCAGUUUGGGUUCCUGCGGAGCUCGAGUUGUUGGAGAUUGAGGAGCAUCCAGUCCUCCAACCGUCUCCAGAACAGUAUCGAGAGAUGGUCGAGGAAGAACGACAAGGGUGGAGAAACGGCAUAGACUAUCAUGACUUCAUAGCAGAAUUGCUGGGUUCGUCACCGAUAUGUUACGGCUGA